ACAAGAAAUUGAGCUGAAUUUCGAUUCUUCUUCUUUUUAAUUUUUGCCAAAAACAACUUGUUUCUGGUUUCUGUCAGUUAUUCCCAGAAAACUAACGGUUAAAAGGUACAUUGGUCCUAAUGGGCGGCGACAACGUAUGUUUAAUUCUUUAAAGCUGAAACGAUGUAGGGUCAUUUUUUAUCAGCCCAAUUUUUAUAUGAGUCCCAACGGUUUGAAUUAUAUUUGAGUGGUCAGAUAUUCAUAUAGACGUUGGCAGCUUGCCAGGGAAUCAGCGGUAAACGUUACAUACAGUACGUCACAACUGCUAACAUGUUAACGACUUUUCUAGAAGGUGUAACGUUAGAAGUCGCCCGGAAACAACUGAUCCGGUAGGUUGCUAAACGGAGCAAUUACACAGAAUACCAGUGAACACCAGGGAGCACUUUGAGUGAUUUGAUGACCAUGGGACGGAGCCCGAGGAGACCCCUGAUCCUCAGAAGAAGAAAGUUGCCCUUCCAACAAAAUGAUCCUCCAGCAGCCGAGCCGCAGAGCCAAGCUGAUGCUUCAGCCUUCAAAGAACCUCCAAAAUCAGCUGCCAGUCAGAGCUUCCCUGAUGGCAUCUGCAUUAUGGAUCACCCCUCCACGUCUGACACACAGGUGGCCGUCAUCCCCAGAACAGCAGACCUUCAAGGUGUCAGCGGGGCCCUCACGGCCAAAGGCAAAGAGUGUGGUGUUCAGAGGCCAAACGAGUUCAUCCUUCUGAGUGGGAAUGGCGGCCUGGAUGGUGGAUGUUCAUGUCAGGCUGCUGCUGACGGGGAUGACGCCUCCACAGCUGGACAACCAGUGGAAGCAGAAGCUAUGUUCAGCUCCCCAGAUGCUAAACCUCUCACUGGAAUUAAAGCAUUGAAUGAGGAACUGGAGUGUGGCCCUUUAGAUGACAGCCUCACCAAUAUUCAGUGGCUGGGCCAAAUGAACAUGUGCACCGUCAAACCAGAUCCUGCCAAGAAGACGACUAACAAGGAGAACCAAACACCCUCGCAGUUACAGACUCUUCAGGUGCCAAACCCACAGUUUGAUGCAGACGCUGUCCAGCAGCCCAUGUCAGAGAGGCCACCAUACUCCUACAAGGCCAUGAUCCAGUUUGCAAUCAACAGCCGAAAGACCGGGAGGGUGACCCUGAAAGAGAUUUACAUGUGGAUCGAGGACCACUUCCCUUACUUCAGAGAGGUGGCCAAACCAGGAUGGAAGAAUUCCAUCCGUCAUAACCUCUCUCUGCACGACAUGUUCAUUCGUGAGACGUCACCAGAUGGGAAAAUUUCUUUCUGGACAAUCCGGCCUGAGGCCAACCGAUGCCUCACUCUUGAUCAGGUGUACAAGAAUCAAAGGAGGAUCGUUCCUGAUGCAAGAAAGACGCCAACGAGCUCUGAGAGAAGGAUGAAGCCUCUUCUCCCUCGAACCGAUUCCUACUUGGUUCCCAUCCAGCUCCCAGUGGCCUCUUCUGUCUACCUGCCGUCCUCGUCGGCCCCGUUUCCCCCGUCCAGCUCGCAGCAGAAACAGAACACUUCACGAGGAGCCAAGAGAGUGCGGAUAGCUCCUAAGGUGACGCAAAGUGACGCCCCAGCUGUGGUAAUGUAUCGUCAGAAGAAUAAAGACCUCAAGGUGGAGGUGAAGGAGGAGCCGGUAUGGGUCCCCAUUAAAUUUGAGACUCCCAAAGCCCCCCCAAAGAGACAAGCCAGCAGCUCCCGACGCAAACAGCGCCUGGUUCCCUCUCAGCACGAGGAGCCCAUCCUCCUGUGCCUUGACAAUACUUUCUUUGACUCUGGUGUAGCCUCUGACACCUCAACUUUCCAAGACUCGCAAGACGCCGAGCCGGACGAGCCCCAGCAGGAGCAGCAAAGCCCCGAUCGGGACUAUUCCUUCAAGACCCCCAUAAAAAGUAGCAGCCACCUGACCUCCUCCACGCCUAGUAAGCCUCCCUCUCAGGUCUUACCCGAGCCGUGGAAAGUGACCCCUGUGGGCAAAGAGAGCCAAAACAUACUGGACUUCAGCCCCUUUCGCACACCAGGCGGCCCCGCGGUCACGCGGCGGCAUGACUACACCACCUUCAACUUCAACAGCACUCCCUUUGAAGAGCUGCCUCUGUUUAACUCCCCCAGAGAGCUGCUCACGUCCGCUCCCUCCAGAGUGACCGGACUGACGGACUCUCCCAUCAAGUAUCACAGAGGCAGCUACUCCAGCGAGCUGCUUCAGGCACCCUCUAACCUCUCGGUCACAGAGGGCCUGGCCCUGGACACAAUGAACGUCAGCCUGAGUGAGAUUCUCGUGAACGUUAGCUUCACAGGUCUGGAUGGUGAGGACUUGGAUAUGGCCAAUAUCAGCUGGUCUGACAUCAUCUCUCAGUUAUAGUAGCCGGAGGGACAAAAUGCAUUUCAUGUACAGGGACGUAGAAAGAAAAAAGAUUUCCGCACACUGUUGCGUCAGGCAGAGGUCUGUACAGGGACGUGUCAAGUUUUCCAAAACACUGUAAGAGAAAAUGGGAAUACUGAGGAGAACACUUUAAUUUUAGUUUCCAGGUUGUCAUCCUUCACAUUAGAUGUUCCUCUCCACCUACUUUCUGACUGGUUUCAUCACUUAUUAACAGCUUCUUUUCGUCACUCUUAUUUCUAUCUGUAAAACUUGUUUGCUUUUAUCAUUUCUCCUGUCAUAUCUGUCCCUACUCUUGAAGGAUUUGCAGGAGAAAUAUGUCUGUAUGUAUGUGUAUAAACACCAAUGUAUGUUGAUUUGCACAUUUUAAUAAAUAAUUUAGCUUUGCAUAUGUAAAUGAGAAGAUAAUAUAUUCCCUGAUAAGCCAGCGAGACGCCUU
Molecule: messenger RNA, 2842 nt
Organism: Epinephelus fuscoguttatus (brown-marbled grouper)
Lineage: Eukaryota; Metazoa; Chordata; Actinopteri; Perciformes; Serranidae
Product: forkhead box protein M1-like
Exons: 8
Coding region: 436-2385 (649 amino acids)
Biological process (GO): G2/M transition of mitotic cell cycle; regulation of DNA-templated transcription
Molecular function (GO): sequence-specific DNA binding; DNA-binding transcription factor activity
Source: RefSeq, a predicted model, not a curated record